This is a messenger RNA of Scatophagus argus, 2611 nucleotides long. RefSeq names its product mucin-12. NCBI's taxonomy places the organism in Eukaryota, Metazoa, Chordata, Actinopteri, Scatophagidae. The record is from RefSeq and is a predicted model, not a curated record. Bases 145 to 2187 code for a protein of 680 amino acids. Gene Ontology annotation, biological process: neuron projection development. Gene Ontology annotation, cellular component: plasma membrane. The transcript has 2 exons.
GCAGCUGGAAACAAGAAAGGUGAUUUUCUUAAGAAGUGAGCGAAGGAGGUGAGGAGGGAGGGACGCCAUUUAGCAGCACCUGCUCUGAGGCAGGGGAGAGGGCAAAACAGGACACAAGGUGCACAAAAGGGUGGUGCUGUUGCCAUGGCGAGGUCUGGGCGUCCCGCUUCUGAGAGCUACCAGCCAGUUUGUUAUGCAGGCAGUCAGUCCGUCUCUUUCGCGAGUGAUGCUGGGACUGUGGGACUAGAAGACGAGGAUGAUCAAGCGCCCAUUUUCUCCCUCUCUAAGAGCUCUAUGGAUGUGGUCAUGGCGACAGGGCCGCCGCACAAGCGGGACCCAGUCUGGACCAGAACGGACCUGAGACGCAGCUCCAGCACCAACACACACUCGGAGCAGAGCUCAGUGACACCGAAGCAGCUGUACCCUCCCGUGUGGCAGCGCUUCGGUGCUACCAACAGCCACCAGUUGUCACUCACACCCCAAAAUGUGGAUGUGCACAACCCCCCUGCUCUCAGCGAGCGAUGGAUUGCCAGCAUGCAGCGCUGGAGUCAGUGUAGUGGCAGCACACAUAGCCGCAGCAGCACUCCUGAGACAAUUGUAUGUAAAGAGGGGACAUCAAGGCCCCCGAGUCUAACUCAGGAAACCCCUUUUCCUGCUGUGCCAGACUCUCCAAUGUCCAAACCAGCCUCUUCACCAACUACACCUUCGCCCUUCAUCUCCCCCCUGCAAACACCAACUUUACCACCUGAAGAGCUUUUAACUUCUUCUUCUUCUUCUUCACAAUUCAGGCUGAGCAUGCAUCAGGAGAAAGAUCUACCUGUGUCCCCACCCACAGCCUCUCCACUGCUGUCACCCCUGCAGGUUCACGCCUCCUCUCCCUCCCCGUCUGACUCCCACAAACUCCUUCAGCUCACCAGCACAGAAGAUGAGGGCUUCCUCGAAAAUAACUUGCUUUCCUUUACAUUCCCCUCACCGCUCCCAUCGUCUGUUAGCUUAGCUGAAGGAGGUGCACCAUCAGAUCCUGGAUGGCUGGCUGAUGAUGUGAUAGAGGAGCUGCGCAGUCCAGGAGGCACACAGUUAUUGGAGUGUGGAGGAGAGAAAAGCCCAGUGCAAAUUUUAAGCUACGUGACACCCAAUUCUCCAGCCAAGGAGCAAGAAUCAGCAGUUUGCUAUCUUGAGCUGCCAUGUCAACCAGAACAAAGCUGUCCCACAGGCCGAGUUUGGAGGUCACCCCUGAUAUAUUCUGUGAGCGACUCGCAAUUGGGGGAUGGCUGCAGGUGCAACCUGAACACCAGACAUGGCAUUACAAAACCUUCAAAGGUUGAGAUGUUCAGGGAGGAAGGUACAAUGACUUCAUGUCUGGAACUGGUAGACGCAGCAGUGCAGACAGUCUCUCCUAUCAACUCCUUGUGGGGCCUCACAAGGAACAUGUCCACCUCCAACAUGGGCUCCCACUCCAUUUUGGGCUCGCCACCGGGAUCUAGACUGAACUUGAAGUCCUCAGUGGGGUCGAACUCCAAUCUGGUGUCCCCAUCCUCCAGCAUGUUCCCAGUGAGUAGCGGAGAGGAUGAAGAGAGACGAGGAGAUGACCAGACGUGCCACUCAGCCUCCUCACACGAUCUGGACAGGAGAAGGUCGUGUCUGAAGAUCCAGGGGGAGGACAGGGACGAAAUGGGGAGGAGAAGCAGCAUGAAGCAGGUGCAGUGGGACGAGGAUGGGAUGACGUGGGAUGUUCACGGAGCAUCUCUCGACCCGGAGGUUCUGAGCACAGCCAUAAAGAAACAUCUGGAGGUCCAGGGGAGCCCCCGACCGGCGAGACGUACCUCCGGGAAGAAGAAAGCACCAAAGCCGCCUCUCAUAUCGAACGUGGUAAAGGCCAUGGCUCCAGAACUUAAUCCACAAGUCAAGAUUAUUACUUCGACCCAUAAGGUGGAGGGUGAGAGUGAGGAGACACCAGAAGCAGAGGAGGGAGAAGGAGGUGGCAAAAAGGAGGAAACAAUAGAAAUUUCUCGCAGAACAAGCAGAGCAGAGGGAGAUAAUGCAAAAGAAGAGGACGAGGCAUACGGAGAAGAAGGCACCAGCAAUCCUAAGUCACCCUCAGGGAGUUCACAAAGCCGCAAGAAGAGUGUGAUCAGAUCACUGAGGAGGACUGGCUGGUGUGGAGGCUCCAGGAAGGUAGCUGACUGAUCCUGAUCCUCGAGACUAAUCUAAUGUAUUGAUUAUUGAGUAUUGAGUACUCAUGGCUGAGUAAGUCCACAGUUUGCACAAGAGCACCACUAAUAAACUCUGAAUGAGACUUAAAGACAUUGGGAGCAGUUCUCAGUCUGAUGUGGUUUUAUCCUGCUGUUGUCUGGACUUUAUUUUUGUCUUUUAGUAGAACGUGGAAAUGCAAUGAUAUUAACUGUGUUCCUCUGCUCAUAUGGAUCUACUGUUUAGCAAGGGCAUAGUUUCCGCUGGGAAUUGGGGGGGUAUGUCCAUCUCACUGUGAUAGUUUCAGGUUGAUUUUGUCUUGAAAAUCUCUCCGAAUUUCGUCUUCUUAUUGUCGAGCCACCACAAUGCAGAGGCAAACGAGAGAGUCGAGCUGAUUCAAAAUGUUGAUAUUUUCAUCUGA